This is a messenger RNA of Tigriopus californicus, 2140 nucleotides long. RefSeq names its product integrator complex subunit 10-like (gene IntS10). Gene Ontology annotation, cellular component: integrator complex. Lineage: Eukaryota; Metazoa; Arthropoda; Copepoda; Harpacticoida; Harpacticidae. Gene Ontology annotation, biological process: snRNA processing. The coding region runs from base 102 to 2114 and encodes 670 amino acids. The record is from RefSeq and is a predicted model, not a curated record. The transcript has a single exon.
AAACUAACAACCCAAACAAUCAAUGAUUCCCAUCAAAACCCAAGACUGCCCAAUCGUCAAUUGAGUCCAUCAGACAGACAGGGAGUCUCUGGCUCCCCAACAUGGGUGUGAAAACUCGCGAGGGGGAUCUGUCCCACCUGAAUGAUGUGGACUAUCUUGUGUCGCGUUCCAAAGAGUUGCGAGUCAAGGAUCCGGAUCGCUCCAAGAGCUGGAUGCUCACGGCUCAAAUGAUGUUUCCCAAGAACUUUGCCAUUCAAUACGAAGCCUAUCAAGUGGAGAAGACGGCGGGAAACGCCAUGGAGGCGGGUAAAUUUCUCAAGCAUCUCUUUGAGCACUUCCAUGGAUCCGAUGGACCGUCCGAGGCCGUCUUGUUGGAGGAGAUUCACCAAUUGGUGACUGGUCUGCAAAACCAGGAAGCCACCCGAGAUGAGCCGGAUAUUUUAGGACGGAUUUUCGAGCAGCUUCCCACGGACACCAGGAAGAAGAUCCUCUUGGAGUCGGCCUCCAAGGCCAAUGACACUCUUACGUACGCCAAGCAAUUCAUGUUGGCAUUCACCCGAUUCCCCGAGCUCAUACCCAGCUAUGGGUCCAAUUUCUUAUCCGUGGUUGUGUCCAAAUGUCCGACCAAGUCCGUGAGCGUCGAUCCGUUAUUGGAGUUGCUCGUGAAGGAGGCUUGUCCCCAGCUACUGGGCGUCACUCAAUUGAAGAUCGAGGUGUCCAUGUUGGACGACAUUCUGUAUCACACCAUUGAUUACCUUUCGCAUCAGGUAUUGGCCGCCAGGAACCAGCUCAAAGAUGGCGCUUCCACCAACUCUCCAUCUGAUAUUUGGGUCAUUGUGUUUGGCUUUCUCGAGGAAAUUGGUCAACGCAUGGGAUGGUCGCUCACCGAGGAUCUCAACGAGGUCUUGCCGGAGGUGCUGUGGCAACGAGUGCAUUCCUUUAGCCAACAAAACGUGGCCAAACAGGAUUCAGAGGCCCAGAAUCAGUUGUUUUUUCUCGCCACCAUUCUGUUUCUUCGGUCUUUGUCGGAAUUUGCCACGGAUUCUUGGGAACAGACCUUGGAACCCGCUAUUCUGGUAGAGGCCUUCAUAGCCCAUCAAUCGGAAGAGACGAAGCCCAAAAACCAUCCCAAACGGCGUCGAACCACCGAAGAUGAGCGUCGCUUUCCCUUGGUGACCCAUGGAGAUCGUCAUUUAUCUAAUGGAGAACAUCCCAGUGUCAUGGUGGCCUCGUUUCUCCGGGCCUAUCGUUACUAUGAUCUCAUCCAUUCCGAACCGGGCUUGAACGCCAUGUUUCAACAAUUGCGUGGUAUCACGCAAACCCUGGCCUCAUUUUGUGUGGAUGUGGCUCAAUAUCAGGGUCGAUUCAGGGACGCCUUGAGCAUCCUCAGAUCGCAACCCACGCCUCAUAUCCCGGCCAAAAUUUGCCGGAAUCAUGUCAAGCUGGCAACGAUCCAGUUCAGCUUGGGAGAAUAUCACGCCACAGCCGAUCAUUUGAUCGAGGCCGUGGCCAAUUUGCCGCCCGUGAUCAGUGAAAAUGAGAAACCCAAUUUGCCCGCGAUUCUAAUUGGGUCGGCGUUGAAACAGCCGUCUGCGGUCAAGACCAGACACGUGCAUUUCCUACCAUUCACUCGCCAUCACAUCUUGGCAUAUUGCGCUCGAAUCCUGAUCUACAUCCUGAAAGAUCGAGCUCUCCAACCCACUUCCCCGAACAAUGAUAUCACCUUGGGCCAUGUUUUGGUCUUGCUCCAAUACAUCUUUCCGGAAGAGAAAGAUCUCAUGCUGAUGAUGGUACACAAGAUUAAACAGAAAGACGCCUUCAGCUAUCCUCUAUUCUCUUCGUACAUCGUCCAAAUCGAGCUCCUGGAGGAAUUUGCUCACCUUCUAGGGGAUCCCACUUGUAAAGUGGCCCUAGAUCUGAGUCCCUCCGGUGGACUUCAAUCUGGUAAUCAAAGUCAACGGAGAGUUGGGACGCGUGGUGCCAAUCGAGGUGAGAAGGAGGAGGUGCGCACGGCCAUUGUCAAACAGGUGGCCAAAAGUCAAGAACCCUUGGACGAACUGUUGAUCAGCUUCCUCGAGGAAAACCAUGACUCGAUAUUAGAAUGUCUUCAGUGAUAAAGGCUAAUUAUUUUUGGAAUGGU